AUGUCCAAGUCAGUGUCUAUACCACAGGCACUGUCUGACUUGAAACGGACAUCUCUCCGAAGGUUGAGCAGUGCACGUGGCGGAGGAAAUAAGAAAGAGAAGACAGUUACCACAUCAACACCGUUGAGUGGAUUCGUGAUAUUGGUAGAACGAGAGGAGAAGGUUGUCAGAUUGUAUGGAACUGCGGCAGAGAGAGCUGGUUUAAGUAUCGGAGAUGAGAUUGUCGGGGUAAAUGAUAUGCAAAUCGAUGGAAAGAGCUAUGAAGAGGUCACCACAUACAUUCAAGAAUGCAUCCGUCGAAAGAUCAUUCAGCUGAAAGUCAGACGUCGUGCUUUGGAGAUACCAGCUGAAAACGAGGCAUCCGUGUUUAAUUGCACUCAAUCCAACCGAAUGGUCACCGACGCUUACCUAGUAUCAGUGGACAAGGAUCACAUCAAAGAAGUGACAAAACGGUUAAAAAAAGAAUACCCUGAAAUUCAUACAUAUGAUAUGGAGUACAUUGCUGCUACAUCCGGUCCACCGUCAGUCGCCCCACGGUCUUCAAUUCACACAAAUGGAUUUGGAAUCGAGCGAGGAUCUCUGAGAAGGCCCCCUGAACAAUUUGAAAUGCAGGAGAAGAAAAGGAAAGAGCAAGAAAACACAUUUUUGAGAAGUUCUUUGAGAAAGUCGAAAAAAUUACAAGCACUCGCGAAGAAUGUGGAUAAUCCUGAACCAAUGAAAGUCACAUCGUUUGCAAAUCCAUUAGCAGAAGUUGAAGAAGUCAGCGUCAAGAAAAGUAUUACCGAGAAUGGAGCAACGAGGAUAGCUAUCAGUGACGAAGUAAUCGAGAAUUCAGAAGUAUUAAUUGAUGAUGGGAAACAAGAUCACAUGCAACUCGACGAAGUUAUCAUCUCUGUGGAAAGAAUAGCCUCGAAACUCUCCUCAAUGCGUGGACGUGAAAGUGACGUGGCAAUGCUCCGAGACUUUUUCGCUGCUCCACCCAUCCAGGCAGCCAUCGAACAAACUGUGAAACAGAAUGGAAAGUGUGGAACAACGUCUUCUGGAAUCGGAACUGAUUCUGGAGCUGAUUCCUCUUCCUGCACAUCAUCACCAAUUCCUCCAGUAAUAAUGAAUGGGAAGGCUGAAAGAUGUCCAUCAACCGCUUCAUCGUCUUCAGUAUCUCCCAGACCGAAUGUUAAAGUGGUUGAAGUGAUAAAAGAUGAGGAUAGUUAUCUCGGAGCCACUGUUCGAAAUGAAAACGAUCGGAUAAUUGUUGGGAGAGUAGUGAAAGGAGGAAUUGUGGAAAAGAUGAAUUUAUUUCAAGAAGGAGAUGAACUUCUCGAAUUAAAUGGAUCUUCUUUGAAAGGAAAACAAGUAAAUGAGAUCUGUGAUAUUUUGAGGAAUCUCUCCGGUCCUAUUACUUUUGUAGUUUCCCCAAAAGAAGAGACAGAACCUGAAGCAAAUGCAGAUCCAGCUACUGCAAACUCCAACUCAGCUUCCUCAAAAAAAUCUCAACACGUUCAACAUCUUCGUGCUCUUUUCGAUUAUGAUCCAGAAGAUGAUGUUUAUGUACCUUGUAAAGAAUUGGCUAUGAAGUUCGGACGUGGAGAUAUUCUUCAUGUUUUGAAUACUAAAGACGAUAAUUGGUGGCAAGCAUAUAGAGAUGGAGAAGAUACACAACACUCAUUGGCAGGGCUAAUUCCAAGUUCUUCAUUCAGACAACAAGUUGUUCUCUAUGCUGAUGAACUGGAACGAGAGCAAGAACAGAAGCGAAAAGAGUGUAAAACAAAGAAAAAGAAGAAGUUGGAAGUGAAAAAAGGAGCUGACGAAGAGAAUUUACCUGCAAUCGGAGUUUAUUCUGAUUUUCUAACCUACGAGGAGGUCGUUCUAGAACUUCCAAAAGCCACCCAUCGGAGACCUAUCGUUCUUUGCGGAGCCGAAGGUGUUGGAUGUCUAAAAUUGAGAGAUCGUCUUCUAGAAUCCGAUAGAAUCACUCUGGCAUGUCCUGUUCCUUAUACCUCCCGACCUCCGAAAGAAGGCGAAUUCAACGGAGUUCACUAUCAUUUCGUAUCGAAACAGAAAUUCCAUGAAGAAGCGAAAUCUGGAAAGUUCGUUGAAUUCGGAGAGUAUCAGAAGUUUUGGUAUGGAACAGCAAAGAAGGACGUAGUUAAUGUCAUUGAACGAGGAAAAACGUGUGUGAUGACAUUGAAAGCAGAGAGUCUUGGAGCCAUCCGAUCUCCAGAUAUCCAGCCACACAUCAUUUUCAUCGCCGCCCCAUCUCUUCAUAUACUCAGACGACAAAGAGAAGUUGAAGGAACAUUUGGAGUGAAAGAUGACGAGUUGAAAGGAAUUCUCAAUCAGAGCAAAAUUAUAGAACAGAAAUACGGUCAUCUAUUCGACGGAAUAAUCGUCAACAUCGAUUUCGAGAAAUCGUUCCGUGAAUUGAAACAAAUUCUCAUGAAGGUCAACACCGAGCCAAUGUGGGUACCUGCCACGUGGACUGCUUGCUGA
Messenger RNA from Caenorhabditis remanei, 2490 nucleotides. RefSeq lists its product as uncharacterized. Lineage: Eukaryota; Metazoa; Nematoda; Chromadorea; Rhabditida; Rhabditidae. Gene Ontology annotation, biological process: establishment or maintenance of epithelial cell apical/basal polarity; protein localization to plasma membrane; generation of neurons. The record is from RefSeq and is a predicted model, not a curated record. Gene Ontology annotation, molecular function: protein binding. Bases 1 to 2490 code for a protein of 829 amino acids. The transcript is spliced from 11 exons. Gene Ontology annotation, cellular component: plasma membrane; adherens junction.